Puntigrus tetrazona (Sumatra barb) is the source of this 1649-nucleotide messenger RNA. RefSeq lists its product as uncharacterized. Lineage: Eukaryota; Metazoa; Chordata; Actinopteri; Cypriniformes; Cyprinidae. The transcript has 3 exons. The coding region runs from base 689 to 1336 and encodes 215 amino acids. The record is from RefSeq and is a predicted model, not a curated record.
UCAGUGACGUAUGCAUCGUUAUCAAUGGCACAUUUUGGACAAAAUACACUUUGUUGCAUCUAGCAUAUCUGUCUAUCUCUGUAUCUACUGAUCAACAGCCCUGCUUUGCACGACAAGGAAGUCAACGUUGGUGGUUCAGCUGAAAUGAGCUUCUCAUUCUUCCCGACGCCAGAACGAAGUACAUUCCUGCAAUAAGCGCGAGUAACAGCUUUACAAUUGUCGAAGAAAAAUAAAGCAUUUCUCUUCCGCACACUUUUCAGUGAAGCUCUCUUUACGCGAGCCACAUUUUGGGAUUUUAAGCUUGUCUCACCCGGGACACUCAGAGCGCCAGUCUUUCUGCUGCAGACAUCCAACUAAACUUCAGCUAGUUGCCGGCUAGCACAUGGACAUUAAUUGUUUUUGAAGGACACACCCACAGUAUCGUCGAUCUGGUUCAGUCUGUUACCAUUUGCCUCAUCUUCAAACCACACAACGUCACUGCAAAAAGAGUAAUAGCUUUUGUUUCCUCCACUUUCCUUUGCUAAACCGAUUGCUUCAUUUGAAAAAACGCAUUUGGGUUGUUUGUUUAUAUUGUGUGUUAAUGUGUUAGCGUAAACAUUUUCUCAUCUGCGCGAGUCAUUGGCUUGGAGAAAAUUCAGUUUUGAAGGUACGUUUUGAGAUUUUUAGCUUUGUCAAACUGUUUUAUUGAAUGCUUUAUUCGUUUCAGUGCAGAUCAAGUCUAUUCCUGUAUUUUUAUUUAUCGCCCACACAGCCGUCCAUCAUGGUGUCGACUCUGAACGAACUGUCCCAGCUCAAACAAUCAGGCUUCGGUCAGCCACAGCCAAGACACGGCCUGAACCUGCUGUACUGGUUCGCUCAGGAAUAUAUCAGCGUGAGAAACGGAAAAAUUGUCUCCUCCUACAGUCCUGAAGAUGGAGACUUUGGCUUCCACAGGUAUUAUAACAGAAUUGAAGAUGAUGAUGACCGACUCUUGCCCAGUAGGAAUCUCCUGUACUACGAGGUGGGCAACCUGAACGCUCGAGGAGCAGACAAGCUCCCGGGUUAUGUGAGGGCGAGUUACAGCCCCGGCGAUCCUGACAGCAACAAGGAUCGCGUUAUUGUGUGUCAGGGCUUCAGCAGGGUGUAUGUGACUGAACACAGCGAUCAGAAACAAUUCGACAGCAGCAGAACGUACCGAGUGAGCCUGGGCCUCCUCCAGAUCAUCAGGAACAUGAGCAAUCAAAAGCAGUAUCUCGAAAAGACAGCCAACACUCAAGAGAAGGACGUCAUGUUUACAGAGCAGAGACAUGUAGUGACAGCGCCUGAAGAAAACUCCUGGGGGUGUACUAUCCUUUAGAUAUAAAGCUGCUUACCAUUAACAAUCUCUCUUUCUGUCUAUAGAUGUAUAGAGCUUACUAAAGCAUCCGUUAUUGGUGGGUGAGCCUCAAAACUUUGAAUAAUCAUUUGUAUCAGUUUGACUAUGGAUUAUAUGUUCAUCAAAAUGCAUUUAAAUGACUUUAACCAGCGUUUGCACUGCAAGUGAUCCGGUCUCAGUUUUCCCAACACCAUAAUUCAUGUUCUGUCUCCUAUUAGGAUCACAUUUUUAGUUUGUUUUUGUGACGCGGUUUGGAUCUGAAUCCAUCUUUGAAAUAAAUUCACUUUGCAAACUC